Drosophila busckii is the source of this 997-nucleotide messenger RNA. RefSeq names its product probable low affinity copper uptake protein 2 (gene Ctr1C). Bases 164 to 916 code for a protein of 250 amino acids. Lineage: Eukaryota; Metazoa; Arthropoda; Insecta; Diptera; Drosophilidae. The transcript has a single exon. Gene Ontology annotation, cellular component: membrane. Gene Ontology annotation, biological process: copper ion transmembrane transport. The record is from RefSeq and is a predicted model, not a curated record. Gene Ontology annotation, molecular function: copper ion transmembrane transporter activity.
UUGCUUGUUCACAUAUUUAUUAUUUGUUAUUUUCCGUGCUCUAUACUUCCAACACAAAUACACACAAACACGCACACACAACCUGCUCGCAAUUCGAAAAAUUGAGAUGCGUGCACGAAACAAACAGCAGCAGCACUAGCACCCAGAGCGUAACCGUUUUCGUAUGCAUACAGCUUUAUAUCGCGCCGCACGGCAGCAGCACGAGCAUCAUGAGCAUCAUGAGCAUCCGCAGCAUGGAAACGUGGAGUCGACAGGAACAACAACAGCAGCAGCAGCAGCAGCAGCAGCAGCAGAUCAGCAGGCAGCAGGUCAUUCGCAUUCUGCACGUUGCAUGCAGCAUGAUGGGCACAGCGGCAGCAUGGCAAUGGCUUUUCAUGCAGGCGCUGAGGAGACAAUACUCUUUGAGUUCUGGCGCACAGAAACGGCGCUGGCUAUGACCCUAUCCUGCCUCUUAAUUUUCGUGGUGGCCGUGCUGUACGAGGGACUCAAGUGCUUGCGUCACUGGCUGUCCAAACGGCCCACACAACGCUUGGAGGGCGGUGAAAAUCGUCGGAGCACCGCGGUUGCUCGCACAGUGCGUCCACUUCGAAAGUUAGUAGCCGCAACACCAAUAGCGGCAAUGACUCCAAUGCCAUCGCAGCUCGAUAUGCCCAGCUCCAUAUCACAAUUGCCAGCUGCGCCAGAUCCUAAGGAUACAAAUCCGGCACAGUGCAUGCCCAAGCGACGCGCCUGGCUAUGCAAGAUGCACUUUCUGCAGACCUUCCUGCACAUGCUGCAGGUGACCGUGUCCUUCCUGUUGAUGCUUGUGUUCAUGACCUUUAACGUUUGGCUCUGCCUCGCCGUCAUACUGGGCGCUGGCGCUGGCUAUUUCAUCUUCUUUGUGCUCAGCGAGAGCGUCCAGGAUCACUGCAACUGAAACCGGGCCAAAGGCAAACAACUCCAUUAAUAUAUACGCUUGCUUUGUGCUAAUGUGUUUUUCUAAUUAAACCAAGUUAUA